This is a messenger RNA of Boeremia exigua, 813 nucleotides long. RefSeq names its product er lumen protein-like protein retaining receptor. Lineage: Eukaryota; Fungi; Ascomycota; Dothideomycetes; Pleosporales; Didymellaceae. The coding region runs from base 112 to 780 and encodes 222 amino acids. Gene Ontology annotation, cellular component: endoplasmic reticulum; membrane; cis-Golgi network. Gene Ontology annotation, biological process: protein retention in ER lumen; endoplasmic reticulum to Golgi vesicle-mediated transport. The transcript has 4 exons. The record is from RefSeq and is a predicted model, not a curated record. Gene Ontology annotation, molecular function: ER lumen protein retrieval receptor activity.
AGCUUCCAAACGUGUCAUUUUAUUCCACGUCGCGUAGAACGUCCAAUCUUCACCAACACUCGAGUAGCUGCGCUUCUUCACAAGUAAUACCCCAACCUAGGGCGCGUCGUCAUGAUGAACCUUUUCAGGGUGUUAGGGGACUUGUCCCAUCUACUAUCCAUUCUGAUUCUCUUGCACAAGAUGAAGACCUCAAGCAGCGCGGCUGGUAUCUCGUUCAAGUCGCAGUUUCUGUAUUUGAUCGUAUACCUCAGUCGAUACAUUGACCUCCUGUGGACUUUCUACGACCCCAAUGCGCUGUACAAUACCGUCUUCAAGAUCGUCUUCAUCUCUACGUCCGCGUAUACCGUAUACUUGAUGCUCAACGAUUUCAAGCCCACCCACGAUCCGAAUCUCGAUACCUUCAAAGUACAGUACUUGCUGGCGAUCAGCACGGUGCUGGCGAUUCUGUUUCCAUACAAAUAUACCUUCACCGAGAUCCUCUGGGCUUUCUCCAUCUGGCUUGAGUCGGUCGCUAUCUUGCCACAGCUCUUCAUGCUUCAAAGAACUGGGGAAGCGGAAACAAUAACAACUCACUACCUGUUUGCGCUGGGCGCUUACCGAGCUCUGUAUAUCCCCAACUGGAUUUACAGGUACUUCUUCGAUGUCCCGCGUUUCUACGACCCGAUUGCGGUCAUUGCGGGCAUCAUCCAGACAGUUCUGUACUCAGAUUUCUUUUACAUCUACUACACUAAGUCAGUAUCCCACUUACAAACGCCUAAAUUGAGUGAUCACCAAUGCUAACGUACACUAGGGUUGUACAAGGCAAGAAAUUCA